This is a messenger RNA of Saccostrea echinata, 3979 nucleotides long. Its product is annotated as hyaluronan mediated motility receptor-like. Gene Ontology annotation, cellular component: membrane. Bases 138 to 3743 code for a protein of 1201 amino acids. Gene Ontology annotation, molecular function: hyaluronic acid binding. Lineage: Eukaryota; Metazoa; Mollusca; Bivalvia; Ostreida; Ostreidae. The transcript is spliced from 15 exons. The record is from RefSeq and is a predicted model, not a curated record.
UUUUACAAGAGAGAACAAACAGAGACAGGGUUUUAAGUCAUCGAGAGGAAGAAAUAACAAAAUUAGAGGGUCGUUUAGUAAAUGCUCAGACUGACCGAAGCUCUCUGACUGCCAAAGUUGCCACACUGGAGAAAUCCAUGAAAGAUGCCAACAAAAGCAAUGACCUUUUGAAAAACAAGAUCUCAGCAACAGAAAAUGCAGGGAAGAGAAACGAAGCUGCACUGGCGGAACUUUCCAAUCUGAAAUAUCAACUUGAAUUGAAAGACAAAGAAAUCCACAGACUUUGCCAGGAGUUAGAUACCUUGAGAAAAUCUCAACUGUCUGAUUUUGAAUUAUUUGAAUCUAUUAUAGUCUCUCUGGAAAACAAAGUUGAUAAUUUUGCAGAAGUUGGUAAACUUUGUGGAUCUCCUCAGAAAAUUGAAUCAAUAAAAACAGACUCAAACAAAACGGGGGAACCAGUUCCAGCUAGUGGGAAACCAGGCACAUCAAAGAGAAAUGUUGAGAAACUUAAAAAUAGAUUUGAGAAGGCCAUUCUGGUGUACAGCAGUAAGGUGGACAGUUUGAGACACUCCAUGCAGGAGAAGUAUAACACAGCAAGACAAGAACAGGAAAGUUUAGAAGCCACACUUAGAAAAACAGAAGAAAACAUGUUACAGCAGUCUAAGGAGAUACAGACAGAGAGAGAAAAGACAAAAGACCAGAGGAAGUUGCUGUACAGUAAGAUCAGGAGCCUUACAGACAGGAACUGGACCAAGGAGGAUGAAGUCAGAUUUCUGAAGGGAGAGGUAUCGGCAGUGUCCAAUCUGGCCGGGGAGAUGGACCAGGAAACUUUUGAGCUGGAGGCUGAGGUUGCUGUACUGACGGAGAAGAUGGAUCAGUUAGAAGAGGAGAAAAAUACUUUGAAUGAAAACAUAAGGAUUCUAAUGGAAAAAUUUCAGAUUCUGGAGAAAAAUCAUGGACAAGAGAGAAAGUUCAGUGGAGAGAUUAUAGAGAAUCUGAAGUACCAGCUAGGUAUUGCUCAGACAAGUCUUGCUGACAUCCAGAAAGAGAAAUGUUGUCUGGAGGAAAAAAAUAAUGAGCUUAUAAGGAAAAUGCAUGACCAGUUGGAAGAAAUAGAAAAUCUUGCAUUUCAGCUAGAGGAUAAAGAAACAAAAUCUGAUGAAAUGGCAGAGCUUAUUAAGGAGAAAGAGAACAUGAUAACAGACUUAGAUGUACAACUGGUCGGGGCAAAGAUUGCGAUGGAGCACCUGCGAGAGCAAGCAGAGGUUAAGGAGAAGGAAGUGGAAAUGCUGAAGGCAGAAAUCCAGGAAGAAGUGGAAUCAUUAAGAAGGCAGUUACAGGAAGAAGAAGAGCUUCACCAGAGAACAGCCAGAGGCCAUGCUGAUCAAAUUAUUGAUUUGGAAAAAAGAGAGCUAAGUUUGGUUGAAGAAAACGAGAAACGUGGAAAGGAAGUUGAAAAAUUCACAGAAAGAUGCACAGAGUUGGAAAAUAUGAUAGAAAAUCUGAAUGCUGAAAUUUCAAAUCUCACAAAGCAGUCAGAGAAUGAAUUAAAACGCUUGUCUGAUACUAAAGAAAAUGAGCUAAAGACACUAGAAGCAAAUUUACAGAAAGUAAGAGAAGAAAAUGAAAAACUUGAACGAACCAUCACCGAGAAAGAGGACAGUUUGUUGAACUAUCAAGCCACAAUAUCAAGUCUAGAAGAAAAAAUGGCAAUUCUUAGAGCUGAUGCUGAAUCUUUGGAGAGGGAAUAUGAGGAAUUAAAACAGAGUCACGGAAACACCGUUGAAUCUAUCAUGAAGAAGGCAGAAGACAGAAAGGAGGAAAAUGUUAAACUGAAAGAAGAUUUAGAGUGUAUCAUCAAAGAGAAACAUGAAUUAUUCUGUAAAGUGGCUGAAUUACAAGUGAGCUUCACAGAGGCAGACUCUUCUAUAGCAGAGAAACAAAAACUGAUAGAAACUUUGUCAGAAAAGAAUGGCAAUCUGGAAGAACAAGUGAGAACCAUGUCUGAAGAGAAAGAGACAUUAGACAUCAUUGUUACAGAGCUGAAUGUGAAACUGAAAGAAGCAGCAGAGGAUAUUGUGAGAGAAAAGAGUUUACUAUUAGUGACAGAAUCCACAUUGAAGGCUCAGCUUGAACAGCUACAGCAGGAAGUGGAGAAAAACAAAGAUGAAUGUGUUAAGAAAGAGAAAGAUGUCACAAGUCUGUUAGUGGAAAACAGUCAGCUUAUGAAGGAGAUUGACUACCUAAACGCUGUAAAAGAACAAGACCUUGACCAGAUGUCUGAACAACUGGUUGGUUUUGAGGAAAGAGUGAAACAAUUAAUUGAGGAAAAAGCUAGUCUGUACCAAAAAGCAGCAGACAUUGCAACAGAAAAAGAAAAACUGGAAGUGGAGAACCUGAGGUUGAAGAACCAGGCAGAGGAAGCUGUUGAUGAUUUGGAGAAAGAGAAGUUAACGUUAACGGAGAAAGAGGAGUCCAUGUCAGCACGUCUGAAUAAGCUUCAGGAACAAAAGCUCUCUGAUGAACAAGUGAUCACAACAUUGCGUAGAGAGUUGAAGGAGGCAGUGGAGAAAAUGAAAGAUCAAGAGACCAUCUGUGAACAGUUAACUAAAGAGUCCAUAUCUGUACUUACUGCUAAAAAAAGUCAAAUUCAGGCACUGGAGUUAAAACUAAAUGCUGUUACUGAGGAGAAUUCAUGCUUGACUGAUCAAAUGGGUCAAGCAGAACAAGUUAAAUGUAAACUGAAAGCAGAAGUGGAAGAUCUGAAAGUAAAGAUCACAAAUAUAACAAAAUCCCAUGAUGCUGAAGUACAAAAACAUUUAGACAAUAUUCAAGAACUUCAGAAAUCACUUUACAUAUCCACAAAUUCCAACCAGAAGGAACUUAAUCAGCUACAGAGUGAGUUGUCCAAUGUUGUAAAGAAGAAGAUGGAGGACAAUAAACUGUUCACAGAGAAGAUCAGCAAAGCUAAGUCUGAGUUACAGAGUGAGAGGCAGAUAAGACAGACAUUAGAGGAGGAUUUUAACCUUCUGAAGAGCAAGUGUAGGGACCAGGAGACUGCUAAUCUGGCUCUUACCAAGAGUGUAGACAAACUGGAGGAAGAACGAGAUCUUUUGAAGUCACAGAACCAGGAUCUUGGUGAACAGAUUUUCCAGAAAGAGGACAAAGAGCAAGAAUUGUUGACUGAAAUCCAAAAACUACAGAGUGCUUUGAAAGACAUUGAAGUGGAGAGUUUGGAGGAGAAAGAGAAACACAGACAUGAAAUUGAUGCCCUUAGAGAGUCCAUUCAUGCUCAGACUAACCAAGAAGAACUAGAUAAUAUGACUGCUGAAGCUGAAAAAUGGCAGAAACUAUUUGAGGAUCUUCAGACUAAAGUGGAACCUUUUAUGGAGCAGUUGGAUGCUUUUGAAUUAGAAAAGCAAGCUCUUUUGGGCAGGAGUAAUCAUGCCCAGGCUGAAAUGGACAAAUUAUCAAGUCAGUAUGCCAAACUUCUAGGACAUCAAAAUCAGAAACAGAAAAUCCACCAUGUGACCAAAAUCAAGGAGGAAAAUAACAGCCUGAAAAGGGAGAUGACUAUGCUUAAAGAGCAGAUAACCAAGCAAAAGAGAACCAUCCAGAAACUUGAAGAAAAGGCUGGCACAACUGAUGGCAAGAAAAAGUUUGACCCCAGUACGGCCUUCAAACACAGUAAAGAAAAUCUGGCACCUGCAUCAUCACCACUCAAAGAUGGCAACAGGAAAUAAGGAUUCUGGCAGAGUUAGUACAAACAGACAGGAUAGGCAGCUUAUAACUCAGGAUAUAUUUUUAAAAAUCCCAUUUUUCUCAUUUUUAAUCAUUUUUGCUAGCGAGUUGUAUUAGAUUUUAGUUAAUUUUAUAAUAGUCACUGCUAGGUUUACAGACAGUCACUCUGUAGUUUAGUGUUGCUGAUUGUCAAAUUUGAACACAUAUCAAUUAUGUAUUCAAUAAACUAUAAAAAAUU